Messenger RNA from Chaetura pelagica (chimney swift), 478 nucleotides. It is a transcript of the gene NDUFAF4, whose product is annotated as NADH dehydrogenase (ubiquinone) complex I, assembly factor 4. Gene Ontology annotation, biological process: mitochondrial respiratory chain complex I assembly. The record is from RefSeq and is a predicted model, not a curated record. Gene Ontology annotation, cellular component: mitochondrion. The transcript is spliced from 3 exons. Lineage: Eukaryota; Metazoa; Chordata; Aves; Apodiformes; Apodidae. The coding region runs from base 1 to 411 and encodes 136 amino acids.
AUGUCUCGGGAUACUGACCACCCGGGGAUACAGGAGGAGAUUUCCAGGAAGGACGACAGGCUCCUCACCUUGUUAAAAGAUGUGUAUGUUGAGUCCAGAGACCCACCUGUGCAGGUAAAAGAUGGAGGUGGUGAACAUCUUCCAAGUAAGCAGGAGGAAAAGAGACUUACAAAACUGGGCCACUUGGGAGAUCUAGAUGUUAAGAGAGUUCCCAAAGGCAAAAUUUCCAUUGUGGAGGCUCUGACACUUCUUAAUAAUCAUAAACUUAAUCCUCAAGUAUGGACUGCAGAGAAAAUAGCAGUGGAAUACAGUCUGGAACUGAAGGACGUCAACUCCCUUCUGGAAUUCUUCAUUCCUUUCACUGUGCAGGAAUUCCCUAAAGAAACCAAGAAAGCUAUAAAGUCAACAUAAAAAUAAUUAUCAAGCCUUUGAGUGAUCUCACUUGUGUCUUAAUUUUACUCUUGAGUAUAUUUGGUGU